Molecule: messenger RNA, 4859 nt
Organism: Meriones unguiculatus (Mongolian gerbil)
Lineage: Eukaryota; Metazoa; Chordata; Mammalia; Rodentia; Muridae
Gene: Scrn1
Product: secernin 1
Exons: 8
Coding region: 279-1523 (414 amino acids)
Biological process (GO): proteolysis
Molecular function (GO): cysteine-type exopeptidase activity; dipeptidase activity
Source: RefSeq, a predicted model, not a curated record
GGCGGGCUCUGCGGCCUCAGCGCUCUAACACAGUCGGGUCUUGGGGCUCCGAGCGAAGGGAGGCGGAGGGUGGGCCUGUGGUCACGUGACCCAGCCAGCUGUUAGCAGGGGGCCGGAGAGCCGGGAGUCUAGGGAACCCGAGCGUCGGCUAGUCGCCUGCGCUAUUGCCGCCGCAGCCCCUGAUGCGGACGCUGUAACCCGGCCUCCGCAGCGCCCCCAGCUCGGCAGUCCAGCAUCAGCAGCACCGCAGGAGCCGGCGGAGCUCGCUGCUUGGCAGGAUGUCUGGCGCUCCUCCAAGUUACUGUUUUGUGGCUUUGCCACCUCGAGCGAAGGAUGGCCUGGUGGUGUUCGGGAAAAAUUCGGCACGGCCCAGAGAUGAAGUACAGGAGGUUGUCUAUUUCCCGGCUGUCGACCAUGGAGCUGACAGCAAAGUUGAGUGCACUUACAUCUCAAUCGACCAAGUUCCCAGGACCCACGCCAUCGUGAUAAGCAGACCUGCCUGGCUCUGGGGGGCAGAAAUGGGAGCCAACGAACAUGGGGUAUGCAUAGCCAAUGAAGCCAUCAAUGCCAGAGAACCAGCUGCCGAGACGGAAGCCUUACUUGGGAUGGACCUGGUCAGGCUUGGCUUAGAACGAGGGACAACAGCUAAAGAAGCCUUAGACGUCAUUGUCUCCUUGUUGGAUGAACACGGACAAGGUGGGAACUAUUAUGAAGAUGCACACUCCUGUCAUAGCUUCCAAAGUGCUUAUCUGCUGGUGGAUCGAGAUGAAGCCUGGGUCCUGGAGACUGUAGGGAAGUAUUGGGCUGCCGAGAGAAUCACAGAGGGGGUGAGGUGCAUUUGCAAUCAACUUUCACUCACUACGAAGAUGGACGAGGAACACCCAGAACUCAGGACUUAUGCUCAGAGUCAAGGGUGGUGGAGCGGAGAGGAUGAAUUCAAUUUUGCCCAGGUGUUUUCUCCAGCCGAUGACCAUUUGAACUGCUGUGCAGGCAAAGACAGCUUAGAAAAGCAAGAAGAAAGCAUCACUGCGCAGACGAUGAUUGACAUCUUACGAGACAAAGCCAGUGGAGUCUGCAUAGACUCUGAGUCUUUCCUCACCACGGCCAGCAUCGUAUCUGUCCUGCCUCAGGACACGAGUUCACCGUGCAUCCACUACUUCACCGGGACCCCGGAUCCUUCCAGGUCCAUCUUCAAGCCUUUCAUCUUUGUUGAUGAUGUAAAACUCGUCCCCAAAGCACAGUCGCCCUGUUUUGGUGACGAUGACCCGGCCAAAAAGGAACCUCGGUUCCAGGAGAAGCCAGACCGCCGGCAUGAGCUGUACAAGGCUCAUGAGUGGGCUCGUGCUGUCAUCGAGAGUGACCAGGAGCAAGGCCGCAUGCUGAGGAAGACCAUGCUGGAGUUGGAGAAGCAAGGUUUGGAAGCCAUGGAAGAGAUCCUGAGCAGCCCUGAGCCCCUGGACCCCGCUGAGGUGGGGGACCUUUUUUAUGACUGUGUGGACACAGAGAUGAAGUUCUUUAAGUGACGUAAGCACCUUCACCCUUACUUAAAACUUCCCACCCAACUAAAUUACCAGCAGAUAAAUGCUCUUCUGUUCGAGUAAAAUGAGAGUUACCAUGUGGCCUCCUUGUGUCUAAAUGUUCCCUCUGUUCAGCUUAGCAACCCUGCCUUUGCUAUGUAACGCGAUCCCACUUGCCUCUUGCUCCAUUGUGUGAUAAGCUUUGGGCUUGAAGAUGUUCUUGUAUUUCAGUUACAAUGGGCACCUUAGCUUCUUAUGAAGAACUAGAGUUCCUGCGGCCUUGGACAGGGCUGCAGGGCCACACUGGUGGGAAAGCCAGGAGCUGUGAAGGUCCUGGUCCCUCUCUAGAUAGUGGUUUCUUCAAGGUUAACAAAAGGCUUCUGUUCACACCAAAGGCCCUUGUGUGAGUAGAUGGGGGAGAAACCUCAGCUUCUCUCCUGUGUGCAACUCAGAGCCCCACAGGUAUGUCCUGGGAAACAAAGCCAAUGGGAAAGAGCAGGGGACCCCUGGCUGCAGUCCCAGCCCUGCCCUAGUGUUCGCGCUGUCUGAAGGAACUGUGUUCUGUGAGCCAGUGCUCAUGCGCAGUGGACCAGACCUGCUUCUGCCUGCAGGAGAGGAGGGCAUCCAUGUUAGCUGGACCUCCCCACCUGGCGCUACACCCACCAGAAGACGGGACCCUGUUGUAGAAAUGACUUGGGAUUUGAUUGGCAGCAACUUGCAUAAGAUUCACCAAAUGGCCCUGGCAGAGUUCACACAACUGCAGAUCUCAGCCAAUGAAGGAAAGAAAGGGAUGUCUUGACUGCUGAGAGCGUAGCUAAUGUACCUGUGUUCCGAGCAGCCACUGUCUCAGCAGAGGCUGAAUUAAACUCAUUUGUUUCCAGAGUCAUCGUGUUUGCAAAAGGGAUUUGGCUCCACUGGAUUGUGUGAGGAAGGCAGGGACGGUGGGGCAACGAAGGCUGUGUGGAACAUUUGUCUACAGGACAGUCAGCCUUGCCCCGCCUGCUUAACUAGAUCCCACAAAUCGGUGUGCUGAGCGUCCGAGCUGCAGCAUCGCCCCACUUAGUUCUCAUGCCGCCAGCCCAGCGGCUGCCUCUGGGCUGCUGACUAGAAUGGGUCAGCCGUCAGGGUGCCUCUCCACUGCUGAAAGGGCCAAGGGGGUAAACAUGAGUGCCACGAGUAGAGAUAGGAGGAACAGCCAGUGGGGUGUGCUGCGGGGCCCAAUUAUGUGUCCUUAUUCUUGCCAGGGCUGAGCAAACAGAAACUGUCCAUCAGUGAGUGAGCUGAGGCAUGGCCUAGGGUCCCCAGAUUUAACUGCAGCAUCAUGGGCUGUGAGGGAUGUCAGGGAUCUGAGCCUUCAUUUCACAAUGUGAUGCAGGCCAUCCCUUCUGACUCUCACUUAAGAGAGUGAGAGCGUGUGUGUUGUGAGCCCUUUUCUUGACUGUUUUAUGAGUUCCACAUAUAAACAAAUGGCAAAGCGCAAGAGACAAGACAAAUUCAUGACAAACAAAUGGUGGCUUGCAGUUGUCAGGAGCUUUAAGCGGGCUGACACUGGCAUCUAUUGCCGAGGAACAGAGGGACACAGGUAGAGCAGUGCCCAGCAGAUGCAAAGGGUUAGAUCUGAGGGGAGAGUAGUUCCCUGUCCAGCCUCAUCUGCUCAGUUAUUUAAGCAAGGUGAUGCAGAAAAUCAUCCCAUGAUUUCCCUGUGUGGUCUCAUCUCCGUGUCUGAGAACUGCUCAUGAGAUCCGACCAGCCUGAGACAGCCAAGGCAAUUCAGGGUUUGAUGAGAAGUCUAGUAAAAGCAAAUGACCCAAUGACCUUCUUUCACUACUUUGGCCAAAGUUGUAGAUGGCUGUACCAACUUGAUGUCAUUACUUGGGUGUGCACUGGAAAACACAGCGGCUAUUUCUGUUAUUGGAUGGUUUGCCCUUAGUCCAGCAUCACAGAGAAAAGCCUAUCCCUUCUUUGGAGCAUCAUACAGCUCAACCAUAUUGCCCUGUUACCACUAGAGGGCACAGCAGCAUUUUGUGGGCAACCUGGCCUGGGCAUGGGGCCUGGGUUUCCCCCUCAGUCAGUGGAUAAGAGCUGAGAAUCCAAGCUCUGUUCUGGGAUGGGUGGAAACAGACAAAAGGCAAGUAGGGAAUCUGUCCAGAUGCCUGUAUGGACUUCAGUGACUUGAUCUAAAUUAACAGCAGAAAUGAUAGUGGAUUUUGAGUAGGCAGCUGCAGGAGAAUAUUUGUUUUAAAGUGCUUCUAAUGGAUAUCUCUCUGAAGAGAUGCUUUUUGCGUGGGUAAUAGCUUAACUGGGGGUCACUUUUCUUAACAACAUGGAGAAAGUGGAUAUUCAAGAUGAAAAAAACAAAAAAAAAAAAACAAAUGGAAUGUUUAAGAUCACUCUGCAAGUAACUUUCAGAAGACCACCCUAAGCCUUGAGGGUAGGGGAUCCCGAGCAAACUUUGUGCAGCAAGAAGUCAUGACCAUUAGGGACAGACUGCCUGCCCCACCUGUCCCGUAGAACCCAACAUAAGCUAACUAGUCUUGUCUGGAUGUGAAAAACAGCAUCACAGUGGGGGCAGACACUUGAGUGGCCAUGUUGUAAACUAGCUUGUAAUCAGUCUUGGGGAUGUCUGGAAGCUGUGGGAGAAUAAGGAUCUGAUCCAAGCUGUGGAGGCUCUGCCCAGCAGAAGAUCCAGUGUUUGUAGGAAUCAGCCUCAGAGAAUGAGGCAGGUAUGUGCCUAGUGGAACUCAGAGGUGACACUCCCUUACUGUCAGGUGAAUCAGUAGCUAUAAAAAAUAACUGUCAACCACACAAACUAAUGCCAUCUCACACUGAUACAGGUGACCAGGUGACGUCCCUCUGGAAGGCCCCCAGGGCAGGCAGGUGUGCAUGUCUUGAAAUCGUUGACUGCAUUCUUGUAUUGCAAGGAUCUCCAGCUGAGAGGUCGGCUCUGGGAGAAAACCCAGGGAGGUGCAGGGUGAACAUCCAGGCGCUCUCCUGUGCCUCCCUUAGCUGUGCUGUUCCAUUCCACAUGGUACCGAGUCCAGGCUCCUGUUCUGUGGUGUGUGUCAAAAUGGGUUUUAUUUGACUGAAGCCAACCAUCCUGGAAUAUCUCGCACAGAAUUCUUGUGGGAAUCAGUGAGUACGUGUAAUCAUGUUGCGAGAACUGAAAUACCAUAGCUGCAGCCAUAGAACAGAAAACCUUUGUUUCCUGUGGGAGGGAGACCAACUGAGGUCUUAACAGCCUUUUGUACAAGUAUCUACAAAUCAAAUUGUGUCCCUAUCUAGUGCUUGUUCUUGGGAGUGUCUUUCAAUGCACCAUGUGUACAAUAAAAACAUCAAAGCCAG